AUGAUUGGAAACCUUGUCUUUGUGGGUGCUGCUGCUCAACAGCCCCAGAUCGCCAUAAUUCCUUCGUCAACUCCAGCUCGUCUCCCUUCCAACAUUCCUCUACGGACCCUCCCUACCCGAUCAGAUACCGACCAAGACUCCCAGGCCGUUUCGCUAUUGGGCUUUCCGGGCCACGCCGCCUCUAAUCAUCGUCGGCGGUCCUCCAGCUCCGAAUCGUCCUGGACUGACACCGGCGAUAUUGGAGAUCAACUCGGCGACGAACUCGAUCCUGUACGUCUUCAGCUGCCCGAAGAGCUUGAGCAAGAGCUCCUCGCUGGUGUGCAGAAGCGUCAGCCCAAGCACAACAAAAAGGUUCGCAUACGCGACCCCUCGCCCCAGGACUACGACCGAUCCCCCUCGUUCCCUCGAACUCUCGACAAGGAGGCCAUCGAAAUCCCCCAGAUCAAACCGCAACGGCCCUCACGCGCUCAACGUUGCAUCGGAGCCAUCAUGUCGGGGCCAUCGGGUUCCAUCCACGGCCUGACAGGCAAGGCCCUGCUUGGCCCUCACUUCAUCGACUACUUUGACCAUCCCUCCAAAGCUCACGUUGGUACCAUGGUGGCAAUUUUGGAGAUUGGCGCCUUUAUUUCAUCACUAGUUGUCGGCCGAGUUGGAGACAUUAUUGGUCGAAGACGUACCAUCUUGUAUGGAUCCUGCAUAUUCUUCGUUGGUGGCGCUUUACAGACAUUGGCAACCUCCAUGACCAUUAUGAUGCUUGGCCGUAUCAUUGCCGGUGUUGGUGUUGGUAUGCUCUCUACUAUUGUGCCUGUGUAUCAGUCGGAGAUUUCCCCUCCUCAUAAUCGCGGAAAACUUGCGUGUAUCGAGUUUUCUGGCAACAUUAUCGGCUACACAACCUCGGUCUGGGUAGACUACGGCUGCGGUUACAUUGACAGCAACUUGUCGUGGAGAGUCCCCCUCCUCAUGCAGUGUGUCAUGGGAGCGCUUCUCGGUCUUGGCAGUUUGAUCAUUGUUGAAUCUCCAAGGUGGCUUCUUGACAACGACCAUGACGAGGAAGGCAUGGUAGUCAUUGCUAAUCUUUACGGAGGCGGUGAUAUUCACAACCACAAGGCCAGAGAAGAGUACCGCGAAAUCAAGAUGAAUGUGCUUCUCCAGCGACAAGAGGGCGAACGGACCUACUCUGACAUGUUCAAAAGAUAUUCUACUCGCGUCUUUAUCGCCAUGUCUGCGCAGGCUCUAGCACAGCUGAAUGGCAUCAACGUCAUCUCUUACUACGCUCCUUACGUCUUUGAAUCUGCCGGCUGGGUUGGGCACGAUGCUGUUCUGAUGACGGGCUUGAAUGGCAUUACCUAUUUCUUGUCCACAAUCCCACCUUGGUACUUGGUAGAUCGCUGGGGUCGAAAACCGAUCCUGCUGUCCGGUGCAGUUGCCAUGACUAUUUCUCUGUCACUUAUUUCAUACUUCAUCUACCUUGAUGUCAAAUGGACGCCGAGAAUGGUAGUCCUAUUUGUCAUGAUAUACAAUGCGGCGUUCGGCUUCUCUUGGGGCCCUAUCCCAUGGCUGUACCCACCAGAGAUCCUGCCUCUCAGCAUUCGAUCCAAGGGUGCCAGCUUGUCCACAGCCACAAAUUGGGCGUUCAAUUGGCUGGUUGGAGAAAUGACACCAAUUCUGCAGGAAUGGAUCAAGUGGCGACUCUACCUUGUUCACGCUUUUUUCUGCACAGUCUCCUUUGUGAUUGUGUAUUUCGUCUACCCCGAGACUUGUGGCGUGCGUCUCGAAGAAAUGGAUUCCAUUUUUGGCGAUGCUAGCACUGUCAUGGGUACACCAUCCAUCCAUGCCGACACCGAAUCCCUCAUACGUGGUGGCUCGCCGGGACCGUCCAGAGACUUUCCCGGAAUGUCGCUUGAUGCUGCCGUAGAAAUAGACGACGAUCGAAAAUCACAAAUCCAGACCAAUGGAGGCGAGGACCGAAGCAUCGGCGGCUGGCUCUCUAGAGUGGUGGCUCGCGGCAGAUCACCGAGCGUCCGCAGCAGCCAAGGUCGAUAUGCUCCCUUGGGUCAGGAAGAGAGCCAGCGCAAUGAUGAGUGA
Molecule: messenger RNA, 2085 nt
Organism: Metarhizium acridum CQMa 102
Lineage: Eukaryota; Fungi; Ascomycota; Sordariomycetes; Hypocreales; Clavicipitaceae
Source: RefSeq, a predicted model, not a curated record